GAGCCGCAGCAGCGCUCUCCGUCAUGCCAGCCACGGGUCCCGUGCCGCCCGCCUCACCCCCUGUCCUCGGCCUCCUCCGAGAGCCCAUGUAUAACUGGCAGGCGACGAAGAGCUCUUUGAAGGAGCGCUUCGCCUUCCUCUUCAACAACGAGCUGCUCAGCGACGUCAGGUUUGUAGUGGGGAAGGGCAGGCAGGCCCAGAGGAUACCGGCCCAUAAAUUCGUCCUGGCCGCUGGCAGUGCCGUUUUUGAUGCCAUGUUCAACGGAGGCAUGGCCACCACCUCGGCUGAAAUAGAGCUGCCUGAUGUGGAGCCGGCAGCAUUUCUCGCCCUGCUCAGGUUCCUGUAUUCUGACGAGGUUCACAUUGGUCCAGAGACUGUGAUGACGACUCUGUAUACAGCUAAGAAGUAUGCAGUCCCUGCUCUGGAGGGUCACUGCGUGGAGUUCCUCACCAAGCACCUCAGAGCUGACAAUGCAUUCAUGCUCCUCACUCAGGCGAGGUUAUUUGAUGAGCCUCAACUUGCCAGUCUCUGCUUUGACACUAUAGACAAAAGCACAGCAGACGCAAUAAACGCAGAGGGAUUUACAGAUAUUGACCUUGAUACUUUAUGUGCAGUGCUCGAAAGAGACACACUCAGCAUCAGGGAGAACCGUCUGUUUAGGGCGGUAGUACGCUGGGCAGAGGCUGAGUGUUACAGGCAACAGCUUCCCCCAACCUCAGAGAACAAGCAGAAGGUUCUGGGGAAGGCACUCCCACUCAUCCGCUUCCCACUCAUGACUGUGGAAGAGUUCGCUGCAGGGCCUGCCCAGUCUGGGAUAUUGUUCGAUCGGGAGGUGGUAAAUCUGUUUUUACACUUUACAGUAAACCCCAAACCACGGGUCGACUACAUUGACAGGCCCCGCUGCUGCCUCAGGGGGGAGGAGUGUAGCAUUAAUAGGUUCCAGGAGGUUGAGAGUCGGUGGGGGUACAGUGGUACCAGCGACAGAAUCAGAUUCAAUGUUAGCAGAAGAAUAUCCAUAGUGGGUUUUGGCUUGUAUGGCUCGAUACACGGACCCACCGACUAUCAGGUCAACAUACAGAUCAUUGCGAGCGACAAGCGCAUUACACUGGGACAGAACGACACAGGGUUCAGCUGUGACGGCUCAGCGAGCACGUUCCGAGUGAUGUUCAAAGAACCUGUGGAAAUCCUACCUAGUGUCAGCUACACUGCAUGUGCCACAUUAAAGGGCCCAGAUUCACAUUAUGGCACAAAAGGGUUGAAGAAAGUGAUCCAGGAAUCAGCUACAGGGACCAAGACAACCUUUUUCUUUUUUAGUUCACCUGGAAAUAACAAUGGUACAUCAGUGGAAGACGGGCAGAUACCAGAGAUCAUCUACUACACCUAGACUUAACACGGUGUCAUGCAGGUACACUGAACCGGGGAGAACUCGGACUGCUGGGAAGACUGGACCGCUAAAGACACGUGGUGCCUCACGAUCCCUUGGAAUAAAGUGUGUGUGUGUGUGUGUACGUGUGCGUGCUGAAUGCUAUAUGUGCAUGUCUGUCUAUAUAAACAUGGUGUACAGACAUGAUCUGGAAUGUGCAAACACAGUUGUGGAGACAAAAUACAUCUCUAGUGUGACAAAAACUUUUUGGGCAUAAACUGCGUCAGUUGUAAAUGAUCUAAAGACUGAUGUUCUAUAUGUGUGUUAUUAAUAGUAAGCUCCCGGUACAGUGCAGUCAAACUGCAGCGACAACUGCCAUUUGUUGGUCGAUGCCAUUUAAUUUAGUUGUUUUGUCAGUUCUGGCUGAUGCAUUUCUUUAAAGUAUAAUAUUUGCAUUUUUUAUCGUGCACUGUUAUCAUUUAUUCAGUAGGUGUUUUCGUACUUUGUUUUUGCAUUGUAUUAAGGAUCUAUGUGUGUUAUGUAACUUUGCCGGUGGUACCUGCUUUAAUUUAUGACUUCAUAUUUACUUAGCACUUCAGUAAAAUGUCAAUUUAAAAAAGUAUAAAUAAAUGAUUGAAAAGUCUAUUUUUAAGUUUUUGGCAAUAAAAUGUGGUAAGACCAGAGUA
Monopterus albus (swamp eel) is the source of this 2050-nucleotide messenger RNA. RefSeq names its product BTB/POZ domain-containing protein 1. Bases 24 to 1385 code for a protein of 453 amino acids. The record is from RefSeq and is a predicted model, not a curated record. Gene Ontology annotation, cellular component: P-body; cytosol. Gene Ontology annotation, molecular function: protein binding. The transcript has 8 exons. Gene Ontology annotation, biological process: neurogenesis. NCBI's taxonomy places the organism in Eukaryota, Metazoa, Chordata, Actinopteri, Synbranchiformes, Synbranchidae.